Molecule: messenger RNA, 1440 nt
Organism: Erigeron canadensis
Lineage: Eukaryota; Viridiplantae; Streptophyta; Magnoliopsida; Asterales; Asteraceae
Product: serine/threonine-protein kinase AGC1-7-like
Exons: 2
Coding region: 13-1404 (463 amino acids)
Biological process (GO): protein phosphorylation
Cellular component (GO): nucleus; cytoplasm; plasma membrane
Molecular function (GO): protein serine/threonine kinase activity; ATP binding
Source: RefSeq, a predicted model, not a curated record
UAGCAUCAUAAUAUGAUGAAUCAUCCGGCCAGAGGGCGAGGCAAUCCAAAUGAAAGCAAUGCCUAUCAUGUCCAUAACAAUAGCAACGAAAGCUCGUCAUCUGCAAACAAUACACCGGCCUUGAGGCCCCAUACAGGAGGGGAUAUCCGAUGGGAAGCAAUACAUUCCAUUAUUGCAAGGGAUCGACAAAUAGGGAUUAGCCAUUUCAGACUAUUGAAGAGACUCGGGUAUGGAGAUAUAGGGAGCGUGUAUCUUGUUGAACUUAAUGGGACAAACACCUUCUUUGCCAUGAAAAUUAUGGACAAGGCUUCAUUAGCUAGUCGAAACAAGAUUUUACGAGCUCAAACUGAAAGGGAGAUUCUUGGUCUUCUUGAUCACCCAUUUUUGCCUACUCUUUAUUCUUACUUUGAGACGGACAAACACUAUUGCUUGGUUAUGGAAUUCUGCAGCGGUGGAAACCUCCAUGCGCUUAGACAAAAGCAACCCACAAAGCAUUUUACAGAAGAAGCAACAAGGUUCUUUGCAUCACAAGUAUUAUUGGCACUUGAAUACCUACACAUGUUAGGGAUCGUAUACCGGGAUCUAAAACCAGAAAAUGUACUUGUUAGAGAUGAAGGUCAUAUCAUGCUCUCGGAUUUUGACCUUUCCCUUCGUUGCUCCGUCAACCCAACUCUAGUCAAGUCAUCGUCAACACACAGUAUCAACAAUCUAGGUGCCAAUGGUGGAGGCGGUAAUGGAGGGAGUGGGCAUGGUGGUACUCAUACGGAUGAUGACAAUGUCGUGCAUACUAGUAGUAAUCAAGCAUCAAACUUUUUCCCAAGAAUCUUGCCUUCAAAGAAAAACCGAAAAUCAAAAUCAGAUUUUGGCGUUCUCGUUGGAGGACCACUGCCUGAGCUAAUGGCUGAACCGACUAACGUGAAGUCAAUGUCAUUUGUUGGCACCCAUGAGUAUUUAGCCCCUGAAAUCAUACGUGGAGAAGGUCAUGGGAGCGCAGUAGAUUGGUGGACAUUUGGUAUAUUUUUAUACGAGUUAUUACAUGGGACUACACCAUUCAAAGGACAAGGGAAUAAGGCUACAUUAUUUAACGUAGUUGGGCAACCAUUAAGGUUUCCUGAAAGUCCCCAAAUAAGCCACAACGCUCGUGAUCUGAUAAAGGGUUUGUUGGUAAAGGAACCUCAGAAGAGAAUUGCAUAUAGAAGAGGUGCAACGGAGAUUAAGCAACAUCCGUUUUUUGAAGGUGUGAACUGGGCACUUGUAAGGAGUGCUCAUCCACCACAUGUACCUGAACCUAUUGAUUUCAGCCAAUUCGCAAGUAAAGACAGAAGCCAUUCAGCUGAAAAGAAGGUGUCUGGGAAUAAAAAGAGUAGUUCUAAUGAUCCUUAUGGAAACUUUGAGUAUUUCUAGUAAUCGCUACAAGAGGAUUAUACAAAUGAAUACCAA